AUGCAAACUUGGAAACUCAGUGAUGAGAAAGGUGGGUGUAGAAGCUGGCUAUUGGAAGACUUUGAGGGCAAAAAAAAUGCACUCAACAAAAUAAGGGGACAAGAUGCUCAAGAAUAUAGUCUCCUGUGGGAUUACUGUGAAACUGUUAGAGCUAGAAACCCUGGUGCUAAGUUAUUGCUGAGAAAGAUUCUUUAUUCAGAUCCUCCAAUCUUUGAGAGGAUGUAUUUCAGCCUUCCCCCAAUGAGGUUGGGAUUUCUUGCAGGAUGCAGGCCACUAAUUGGAUUAGAUGGCUGUUUUUUGAAAGCACCACAUGGAGGGCAGCUCCUUUGUGCUGUUGGGAGGGAUGGGAAUGAUAACCUUUUUCCAAUUUCUCUAGCUGUGGUUCCAGUUGAGAACAGAGAAUCCUGGACAUGGUUUUUGGGUGAGUUGCUAGAAGAAAUUGGAAGUGUUGAAGAAAGGAAAUGGACCUUCAUUUCUGACAGGCAAAAAGGUCUUCUUGAAGCUAUUAAAGAUGUUGCCCCUGGUUGUGAUCACAGGUUUUGUGUGAGGCACAUCUACCAGAAUUUCAAGCAAAAAUGGCCAGCUUUGGAGCUGAAAACAAGGUUAUGGAGAGCUGCUUCCACAGGCAACAAGAAUGAGUUUGAAGCAGUUAUGGUGGAGAUUGGCAGGUUUGAUAAAGCUGCAGCAGAAUAUUUAAGAAAAAUUCCUCCAUGUCAUUGGGCCAGAUCUUAUUUCUCAAGAAGCUGCAAGACAGAUGUGUUAGUAAACAUUCUCUGUGAAUCCUUCAAUAGCUACAUCCUUGAGGCUAGAGAGAAGCCUAUCAUUAGCAUGUUUGAGUGGAUCAGAAGUAGAUUGACAAGCAGAAUUCAAACAAAAAAGGCUGGAAUGGAGAAGUAUGAAGGGUCUAUCUGUCCUAAUAUCUUGAAAAAGAUCAACAAGUCUCAACAACUUGCAAGAAAUUGUUUUCCAAGAUGGCAUGGACAAGAAGAAUUUGAAGUGGAUAUUCAUAAUGACAGAUAUGUCGUGGACCUAGCUACCAGAACAUGCACAUGUGGACUGUUUCAAUUAAAUGGGUAUCCUUGUCAUCAUGCAUGGGCUUGCAUUGCAGAUAGGAGGUAUAGAGUUGAGGACUAUGUGGACUCGUGGUAUAAAAAAGAUACAUACUUGAAGGUUUAUGCAUAUAUGAUACAUGCAGUCCCUGGACCAAAAGACUACAUCAAGACCUCUUUCGAGCCACUUGCAGCCCCAAAGUUGAACAAGAAAGCUGGGAGACCUAAGAAAAUGAGAAGAAGAGGUCCAGAUGAACUUCAAACCACUUCUUACAAAAAGGGUCUCACACAUACUUGUAAGAACUGCCUACAACUAGGCCAUAAUAAGGCAUCGUGUAAAAAUCCUACAAAUCCAAGGUCUAAACUUUACAAGGGAAACCCUGCAAAUGAGGAAGUUCAAAAUUCUCAAGGUGCUCCUCCAUCUUCCAGUCAAGGACCAUCAACCUCUGUUGCACCAACAUAUGUUCAAACACACUCUUCUACACCAAGGUCAAAUGUUUCCAGCUCUGUUGCACCAUCUUCUACUCAACCAAGUUCUUCCAUUCAAGAUCAAUCUAGCUUUGUUGCACCUGCUGCUGCACCAGGAAGGGUUACACUUGUAGGUAUAUGUGGGAAGAAGAAAUGA
Molecule: messenger RNA, 1674 nt
Organism: Erythranthe guttata (spotted monkey flower)
Lineage: Eukaryota; Viridiplantae; Streptophyta; Magnoliopsida; Lamiales; Phrymaceae
Source: RefSeq, a predicted model, not a curated record